CUGCAGCGCCCCCUCAGGCUGAGAUCGGUACUGCACCGAGCGGCAGCGCUAGUUAGAAGAAGGAGGCGUGUGACAGAAGCACACGGCUAACAGCGAAAACAACCCAAGUGUGUGUGAGUGGUCCCUUAAACAGCAACCGUGCCCCGCCGCGCCCCCACCCCCAGCGGAGCCGUCAUGUGGCAAGAGGCCCGCAAACAUGAGCGCAAGCUCCGUGGCAUGAUGGUAGAUUACAAACGCCGAGGAGAGCGACGGCGAGAGUACUACGAGAAGAUAAAAAAAGAUCCAGCUCAGUUUCUUCAGGUUCAUGGCCGAGCGUACAAGAUUCAUCUGGAUCCUGCUGUGGCCACGGCUGCAGAGAGCCCCAUCAACAUGAUGCCAUGGCAAGGAGAUGCCAACAACAUGAUUGACAGGUUUGAUGUAAGGGCUCACCUAGACUACAUCCCUACAUACACUCCUCCACUGCUCAGCACAUCGACCCCAGAGCAGGAGAUGGAGGAGAGGAAGUGCAAUUAUGAGCGAUACAGAGGCCUAGUGCAGAAUGACUUUGCCAACAUCUCUGAGGAGCAGUGUUUAUACCAGAUCUACCUGGAUGAACUCUACGGUGGCCUGCAGAAACCAAAUGAGGACGAGAAGAAAAAACUGGCUGAAAAGAAAGCCACCAUUGGUUACACGUAUGAAGACAGCACUGUGAUGGAGCCCGACCCCCAGUCAGACAAAGAUGAGGAUGAUUCAGAAAACAGCGAAUCGGAAGAGGAUGAGGGCAUCCCAGAUAUUGAUGUGGAGGUUGAUGUGGACGAGCUGAACGAGGAACAGGUGUUGGACGUAAACAAAAUGGCAACCCCAUACGGGAUGGCUGAAGGAGACUUUGUUAGGAUGUUGAGGAAAGACAAGGAGGAAGUGGAGGCCAUCAAACAUGCCAAAGCUCUGGAGGCGGAGAAGGCCAUGUACUCUGGCCGGCGUUCCCGCAGACAAAGGAGAGAGUUCAGAGAGAAGAGACUAAAAGGAAGACAGAUCAGCCCACCAAGCUAUGCCAGGAGAGACAGCCCAACAUACGAUCCCUAUAAACGGCCAGAGAUGGAGUCCAGCUCAGAGUCGCGGUCACGCUCUCGUUCUCCCGGUCCGGAGAAGAUCACCUUCAUCACCAGCUACGGAGGCAGCGAUGAUGAAGCAGUAGCGGCGGCAGCGGCGGCGGCGGCAGCAGCAACAGCAGCGGCAGCAGCUGCAGCAGCAACACAAUCAGCUGCUCCCCACUCUGGACACGCUCCCUCCAGCUUGCAGCACCCUGCAGGUCAUAGCAGGGGCUCCCGGAGAAGAAGGUCAUCCUCCAGUCGCUCCCCCUCCUCCUCCUCCCGCUCCUCAUCGCGAUCCUCCUCCCGCUCUUCUUCCCGUUCCCGCCGCGGUCGACGUGGGCGCGGCGGGAGGGACGGGCGGCGGUCCCGGAGCGAUGGGCGGCGAUCCCGGAGCCGAUCGCGGUCGAGGCGGCGUUCCAGAUCUCACUCACGAGGCAGAGCAGGGAACGGAGGGGCCGCGUCCUGGAAGAGGCGGGACCGGACACGAUCACGGUCCAACGACAGAGAGCGAGGGAGGGACCGGGACCGGGACAGGAAACGGUACUCGGCACGCAGGCGGACAAAGUCCCGUUCCAGCUCACGGCAGGGGGGCAGCUCGAGGCGAGGGGGGCGGAGCAGUGGGGGUCAUCGGAGGGCCGACAGCGGCAGCAAAAGCCCCUCCCGGUCCCCCAGUCGCUCCAACCGCACUCCCUCCCCUCACAGAGGAGCCCCGCCCUCUUCCAACACCAUCUGUGACAAGCUAAGAAAGCCUGAUACUCCGGGUGGUAAAGAGACGGGAGCUGCCAAAAACAAGAUGACCCCACAGGAGAAGCUGAAGAUCAAAAUGCAGAAGGCGCUCAACAGGCAGUCCAAGGCGGAUAAAAGAGCGGCGCAGGUGAAGGUCCAGCAGCAGGAAAGCAAACGACAGGAGCGAGAGGGAGAGCUACGAGCCAUGGCACGCAAGAUACGCAUGAAGGAGCGAGAGAGACGUGAGAAGGAGAGGGACGAAUGGGAGAGACAGUACGGGCGUCAGAGCCACUCGCCUUCCCCUUCCAAACAUGGCCGAGAGCACAGCUCACACAGAAGGUAUGCGAGAAGCCGCAGCAAUCCCAACAGCUCCGAUGAAGCAGAAUGAAUUAUGGAGGUCUCGGUCCCAGUCACGAAGUCCACCCUACGGAUACUGAGCGGAGGGAACAUGGACGCCUCCUACAGUCCCUUCAGUACACAGCCAUGUACACUUAUUCUAACAAACGGCCAACAAAUGUGAAAAGAUGGAGUGAUCAUGAUACCAACCUUUACUUGAACACUCUGUCCUCUGGUAUGUGUCCACAGAUAUAAUAUUUGGACUGUGAUAGCUUUUACUUUCAGUUAUCAAAGCCAAUAGGUUCAGCGGAGCGAAGUUUGAUCUGCCCUUUUCAUUUUUGAUUCAACUUGUAAAAAGUCUUCAGCUUUAAUAAAUUAGUUUCUUCUUCUGCAUGCUCCUUUGUUCUUUCUCUGCCUGAACAGUUCUCAACUCGUCUGGAGUUGUUAAUUUGUAUUUCAAUGUACAUAAUAAGCAACAUCUCACCUUUUCACCUCACAUCGUCUCCAUGUCAGCCUUUCUUUUUAUUUCUCUGACGAGCUCACACUACAGAACAUUUUAACAACCUCUCAAGAGCCGAUGUACAGGAUAUUUAUACUUAUCCAUUUAAAACUUCUUUAUUAAAGGAAACAAACUCCCUGUAUAAAUUCAAACUUUAUCCAGCGCUCCUUUUAUACUCUGUCCUCUGCUAACCGGUUUACAGCAGCAUAUAGCCUUUUGGUUUUCAGCUAAAUGGAAUGUAAAAUAUGGAACAAUAAAUAAAACUCACUUUGAAACUA
This is a messenger RNA of Trematomus bernacchii (emerald rockcod), 2909 nucleotides long. RefSeq names its product CLK4-associating serine/arginine rich protein (gene clasrp). NCBI's taxonomy places the organism in Eukaryota, Metazoa, Chordata, Actinopteri, Perciformes, Nototheniidae. The coding region runs from base 175 to 2184 and encodes 669 amino acids. The transcript has 21 exons. The record is from RefSeq and is a predicted model, not a curated record.